AUGGCUCGAGUCAACACGCCAAAAGCAUCAAACUGGAACCCUCGUACCGUCACAGCUCCCAUUGCUGCCCUGGUAAUGGCUGGCCUCCUCUACACAUACUCAGUGACCUCUAUCCGAGCUGCCAAGCGCAAUGCUAGGCUCCACCGAGAGGCUGACGGCGGUCAACUCGACAUGCGCAAAGAGAGCCUUCGCAGGCACGGGGCUUUGAAACCGGUCGAGGGGACCUCUGGCCUGGAACUCUUUACCCAGGCCCGCUCGGAUGUCAAAUCAGAGUCAAAAUACCUGACUGAAAAGAAGGCCAAACCAUUAGGAGCAAAUCAACACGAAGAAGUCGGUCACCCUCGUACUGAGAACGAAAGCAAGCUCGAAGGGAUGCGAGACCUGGGUGCAUUGGAGAAGUGGAAGCAAGAGCAGUCCAAGUCCUGA
Exophiala mesophila is the source of this 426-nucleotide messenger RNA. RefSeq lists its product as uncharacterized. The transcript has 2 exons. The coding region runs from base 1 to 426 and encodes 141 amino acids. The record is from RefSeq and is a predicted model, not a curated record. Lineage: Eukaryota; Fungi; Ascomycota; Eurotiomycetes; Chaetothyriales; Herpotrichiellaceae.